AUGUCUGUUCUUUUUAGCUACAAGUUGAAUUUUUGUGACAUCUAGUGGAAAUUUUCGUAACGGAUGUCGUUAAGAGCGUUUGUUUAUUGACUCGUUAAACAAAAAUUUUGUGUUUAAGCGGCUGGUUAGGAAGAGGCAUGUCUGCAGAAAAUAAAUUGAUAUCUUUAGAAUUCGAAGUCUUUGGUACAGUACAAGGUAAAUAAGUAUCUUCAGUGGACGUCAUAAGAAUUCUUUUUACACUCUUAGUUUCAUAGGAUAUCCUCAAGAACACUCAAGAACGACAUUCUUUUUUUAGAAUGAAUAUUUUCGUAUUAAUUUAAUUUCAAUGUUAUAUCAUCUGCGUAAGUUCUGUACCAAAAUGAUGAAUGGCGAUUGGAAGGUAUGCGGAAGGCGUGGACCUGCGAAUAACUUGCCGUGAUCUGGUUUGAGACUUUUUUGAACUCUGUUCCUGCGGAAUAUAAAGUGGGAAUAGCAUCAGCUGCACAGGCUUCGGUUCGAUGUCAUAUCAAUACAGUGUCUUCUUCAGAAAGCAUACAGUAGAGAAAGGGAGGCAGUUAGGGAUACGAGGGUGGUGUAUGAACACUCAUCGUGGGACUGUGCUGGGAAAAGUAGAAGGUGAACCAGUGAAGGUAAAAGAAAUGAAACGCUGGUUGAAAGAAACUGGGAGCCCACACUCCAGAAUUGAAAAGGCUGAAUUUAGAAAUGAAAAAUUUAUAGAUAGUUAUUCUUUUAGUGACUUUAAAGUUCACCACUAAAUUAUGUCAUUUUAUCAUCCUUCUACGAAACUUUCAUUUCAGUUUGUUUGUAUGUUGUAUUUAAGAAUUGUUAGGACCUGAUUUCAGUGUCAGUGAAUCGUAAGAUAUUUAUAUGCUUCUGUUGAAGUGUUUGUAAUGAAAGUUGUUACAAUAUGGCUGGAACCUAGUACAAAUCCCAUACACAUCCCUCAGUCAUUGUGUUUUAAUUUAUGUAAAGUGUUCUGUUUUCUAGUUUAUAAUGCCAUAUAGUCCAUUGAAAGUUGACCAAUGUUUCGAAGUAACAAGUCAUCUCAGUCUUCAGGGUUGAAUAAAUUAGCCACGCAAAAAACCAGCAUGAUAGCAUGUGACAGUCAGAGGAAGAUGUAGAUUGUAUGUUCCUCUGAAAUGUUGGUUGACUUUCAAUGGACUACACAGUGUUAUACCCCAGAAGAUAUAAAUCUUCAUGACCACCGUUGUGAGCACCUCAAAUCCUCAGAGUUUAAUUUGGAUUUAGGAUGAAAUAAAGGUUCAAAGAGAGUUUCAGAUGGGUAGCAAUUUGCAUGAAACUUGUUCAGGGUGUCCUUCACAGGUAUCGAGUUUUAUCUGGUCAGAUUGUGGAUUCACACAGGAGUUGGCAUUUGUUAGAAAUUAGAAUGGAACAUAUCCAUUUACACACCAGUCAUUUUAAGUAAUUGUAGCAGUUUAUUACAUACAAUAGAACAGUGUUAUGAAAAACAAAUAUUAUUAUUAGUGAAAGAUUACCUGCAAUAAAAAUCACUUCUUUUUAAUUUUUAGAAAAUUAGUUUAAUUUAAAAUUUCGAAUCCUGGUGAAUGGCUGAUAGAGUAAAUUUAAUAGUAACAGGGUGGACAGUAUUAGUUUGUAGUGAUGAUUGCUGCAGACAGUUUUGUCUUCCACCACGUUCAGAGUGACACCUCAAGUGUGCACACCUUUUCUUGUUGGGUUUUAACCUUGAGCAUUUCAUGAAUCUGAUUUGACUGUUUGCAAUGCUGUUUGUGUAAGUCAUCGUGGACACUUCAUUGUUAAGUACUGCAUCAUCAGUACUUAGCCUGCUUCUUGCCCUCACAAAAUACCACAACCAACAAAGUAAUGCAUUCAAAACCGAAAGGACAGUAUGGCUUGAGGAGACUUCACAAGAGAGAGAAGUGCUCCCGCCUAGAAAACCGAAAU
This is a messenger RNA of Cryptotermes secundus, 1923 nucleotides long. RefSeq names its product acylphosphatase-1. The transcript has 4 exons. The coding region runs from base 498 to 755 and encodes 85 amino acids. NCBI's taxonomy places the organism in Eukaryota, Metazoa, Arthropoda, Insecta, Blattodea, Kalotermitidae. Gene Ontology annotation, molecular function: acylphosphatase activity. The record is from RefSeq and is a predicted model, not a curated record.